AUGAACUUUUAUCAUUUACUCGUUUUCGCAGGCUUCCUGGCUUUUGUGAAUACCCUGGGGAUCAGCGACCAGGCCCGAACCUUUCUACGCAGGUCUCCUGCAUCUCCACGAAUCUUCCCUUAUCGCCAGGCAUCUAUCAAGAAGGCAAGACAAAUAAAUUUACCUAUACUAGGAUCUCCAACCGUUUCAUUCGGAUCAAGUGCUACCUCAACGGCUCCAGCCGCACCCCAGCCCCAAUCUAAUUCCAAACAAAGCUCUCGAUCCAAUUCGGCUCUCAGGAAGAAGUUAUUCACUUAUUUCCAAGAGUGUCAUGGAGGCGUGCGGGCUCAUGUUCAGAGGAUCAAAGGCAUUUGUUCGGGAAAAAUUACACAAGAAAGCGCCAAAAAGAUCUCUUGGGACUUAUUAGUAGAGCUUCAGGCCGUGCUGGCUCUUUGUCUCACUUGCCUGCGGAAAAUCAAGUCUUGCGGAUCAGCUCCAAUCCCAAGUAGUCGUCCCGGCGUCCCUGAAAAUCCACUAUCAGUGCACGACUUGGGGCAGAUGGUCUUUCAGCUCAUGGUUCAGCUCAAGAUUUGCUUUAGUGAGAUGAAUAGAGUCUGCUCUCGUUACGAAAUUAUCCGUACCACCUGCAGCGGUUGUUUGGUUCAGAUAUCCUCGACGGCUUCGAGUUGCUUGUCGGUUUCAGGUGCUCACAUCGGUGGAUUGCUCGUGACCGUGACAGGUCUAUUCGGCGGAAACCCCCUGUCUUUCUUUGGCUUACAUCAAUUCGGUCUUGAUUCAAUCAUAAGAAUUUUGAAAUAA
Molecule: messenger RNA, 798 nt
Organism: Puccinia triticina
Lineage: Eukaryota; Fungi; Basidiomycota; Pucciniomycetes; Pucciniales; Pucciniaceae
Exons: 4
Coding region: 1-798 (265 amino acids)
Source: RefSeq, a predicted model, not a curated record